Sphenostylis stenocarpa is the source of this 1899-nucleotide messenger RNA. NCBI's taxonomy places the organism in Eukaryota, Viridiplantae, Streptophyta, Magnoliopsida, Fabales, Fabaceae. The record is from the annotation of a GenBank genome assembly.
AUGGAAAAUGUACUGGAGUUAGAACAUGAGCAAACACAUGAACCACCCUCUUCUUCAUCUCCUGCUUCUCCUUCAUCAAGGCAAGCAGGAGGAUGGAGAUCUAUCAAGUACAUUAUUGGAAAUGAGUCAUUCGAGAAAUUGGCAUCCAUGAGUUUGAUAUCAAAUCUGACAAUGUACUUGCUCACAAAUUACAACCUGAGUGGCAUAUAUGUGGUGAAUGUGGUGCAAAUUUGGAAUGGAUCCUCCAAUAUCUUCUCAAUAGUUGGAGCUUUCAUUUCUGAUACUUAUCUUGGAAAGUUUUGGACCCUCAUCUCUGGCUCUAUUUUCUCACUUUUGGGUAUUUUGACCAUAACCCUUACAGCAGGUAUACAUCAACUAAGACCUCAUCCCUGCGCCGUUGAACCUCAUUGCCAAUCUCCACGUGCUUGGCAGCUAGCAGUCCUCUUUUUAGGUCUUGGAUUGUUAUCCAUAGGAGCUGGUGGCAUUAGGCCAUGCAACAUUGCUUUUGGUGCGGAUCAAUUUGACACCAAGACAAAGAAGGGUAUGGCACAGUUUGAGAGUUUCUUCAAUUGGUGGUACUUCUCUUUCACCAUUGCACUCAUUAUAGCACUCACUGCUGUUAUCUACAUUCAAACUAAUGUAAGUUGGACUCUAGGUUUUGCCAUUCCAACUUGUUGUCUUGCUUUCUCAAUAACCAUCUUUAUACUUGGUCGCCACACUUAUAUUUGCAAGAAGCCUCAAGGGAGCAUAUUCUCAGACAUGGCUAAAGUCAUUGUAGCAUCCUUUAGGAAACGCAAAAUACAGGCUUCUGGUAAAACCAUUUAUAAUCCUUCUUCCAUAUCAGAGGAAGCAAAAUUGGAGAAUACAAAGAUUGUUCAGACUGAGAGGUUCAAGUUCCUUGAUAAGGCUGCUAUAAUAGUUGAUCCUAGUGAAUUGAAUGACCAAGGCAUGGCUAGGAAUGUUUGGAGACUUUGUAGCUUGCAACAAGUGGAACAUUUAAAAUGUCUGUUGGGAAUUCUACCAGUGUGGGUGACAGGAAUUUGUUGCUUCAUUGUGAUGGAUCAACAGAACACUUUUGGGGUGCUUCAAGUUGUUCAAACCGAUAGGUCGAUUGGGUCCCACUUCAAGGUUCCACCUGGUUGGAUGAACCUGACAUCAAUGAUAACACUUGCAUUUUGGAUAUUCAUUUAUGAAUGUGUCUACAUUCCCAUUGCGAAAAGGCUUACUAAAAAGGUUCCAAGAUUGAACUUGAGGCAAAGAAUCAAAAUUGGGAUUUUGUUUUCCAUCUUAUGCAUGUUGGUUGCAGCAAUUGUUGAAAAGAAUCGUCGUGACUCAGCUUUGAAACACAACAUGUAUAUUUCACCAAUAAGUUUUGCAUUGUUUCUACCUCAGUUUGCAUUAUCAGGCCUGAAUGAGGCCUUUGCUGUUGUUGCUAUAAUGGAAUUCUUCACCUUACAAAUGCCAGAGAACAUGAGGAGUGUUUCUGGGGCACAAACUUUGGAAGAGAACUGGGGAAGGGCCCAAAGGCCCAUUGUUAAUCAUGCGUGGGCUUCUACUGUGUGGCCUAUAACAGACAGGGGUGUGAGUAGCAACUCUGUGGAAACAGAGAAAGAACCGAAACAAACGCGCAAGGGUGAUUGGACGCACUUUUGGCGUGACAUUUUCAAUUUUCUGAGAGUUGAAACGAGGAAACAACUCAACAACAAUGGCUGCUUCUGUUGCCAAUUGCGGCUUAUUCGCCAUCAGGAACAGGUUAUGCGGUUAGGAGAGGAUGUUCAGAUUUAUCUCAUUCAAUCAGGCCUUCAUGCCAACCCUCUUGCUGUUCUCCGACAAAGGUUUCUUCUUUUCCUCAAUAAUCACUGCAAUAUAACACAGGAUGCCAUUGUAAUUUACUUGUAA